Molecule: messenger RNA, 1048 nt
Organism: Antrostomus carolinensis (chuck-will's-widow)
Lineage: Eukaryota; Metazoa; Chordata; Aves; Caprimulgiformes; Caprimulgidae
Product: BEN domain-containing protein 4
Exons: 3
Molecular function (GO): DNA binding
Source: RefSeq, a predicted model, not a curated record
UGCCCUGCCAGACUGUUUUAGAUUAUUUGAAGACUGUACUUCAGCAUCACAACCAGCUUAUGGUACCACAGCCAACAGACCAUCCGACUGAGGGGAGCAAGCAGUUGCUGAACAACUACCCCGUCUACAUCACUAGUAAACAGUGGGAUGAGGCUGUAAAUUCUUCCAAGAAAGAUGGACGACGGCUCCUUCGCUAUCUCAUCAGAUUUGUUUUCACAACCGAUGAGCUUAAGUACUCAUGCGGCCUUGGAAAAAGGAAAAGGUCAGUGCAGUCAGGAGAGACAGGUCCUGAAAGACGUCCUCUGGAUCCAGUAAAAGUAACAUGUCUCAGAGAGUUCAUUAGGAUGCAUUGUACUUCCAACCCAGACUGGUGGAUGCCAUCCGAAGAGCAAAUAAACAAGGUAUUCAGUGACGCAGUAGGACAUGCUCGUCAGGGGCGUGCGGUGGGGACUUUCCUUCACAAUGGGAACUCGUAUUACGAAGGGACUGACCAUCCGGGAUCACAGGACGAAGUCUUCAAUAGAGGUAUGCAAGAUGGCUCUGGUGAUUGAUGGCAGAGAGAAGAACCUCAUACAACAGUAGGAACCACUUAAUUUAGGAGAGACUAUUUGUUAAACAUACUUACCUUGCUGUCAUUUAAGAGUCCAAAGCAUGUUUGAAUACAUACUACGUACAUUUCAGCUUCUCCAUCCUACCAUGUCCCAGUUAACAGAAAGAAAUCCAUUUCAAGACCUGCUCUGUGGGACUUCUCAGUGCCUAUUAUUUGCAAAUCCUUCAUAGCACCCUCAAAGGGAAAUUGCAGUUCAUUUCAUCUAGUUCUAGAGGAAAGGUCAUUUAAAAACUAUAAAAAUGUCAAAAGAAACAGCAGCUACUAUCUCCUCUGCCUGUUGAUAACAAGCCCAGGUCUGGACCCAGAACAGCUGGGCACUAUUUGCUUUCCCUGAAUAGGAGAUUUAAGAACAAGUUUGCACGCUUACAACAAAAAAAGAAGUGGUCUUCCAUUUCCUAAAAGAAAAUAACAUAAUUAUAAAUGCUACCUUAAAAUACC